GCAGGAGGAGGGGGACAUUUGGCAUCGGCCGGGGGGCCCAGGGACUGCGCGGCAUGGCUGGUGAGGGGUGUUUGGGGGGGCGCUGGCGGCGGGGGGAGCUCUCCGGAGCUCCCGCGCGCCCUGCUCGUUGUUAGCUAUGGCAAAUGGCAGCGGCGUCGCCAGCAGCAGCAGCAGCAGCGCCUCGGGAGGCAGCGGCGGCGUUAGAAUGAGUAACAGCAUCAGCGCCGGCAAUCUCAACACGGACUCGUCCUCGUCCCCGGUCAGCGUGCCCAAGAUGGAUGCGCUCAUCAUCCCGGUGACCAUGGAGGUGCCCUGCGAUAGCCGCGGCCAGCGCAUGUGGUGGGCUUUCCUCGCCUCGUCCAUGGUCACGUUCUUUGGCGGGCUCUUUAUCAUCCUGCUCUGGAGGACCCUCAAGUACCUGUGGACCGUCUGCUGUCACUGCGGGGUCAAAAACAAGGAGGCCCAGAAGAUUAAUGCUGGUGGGGAAACCCAGGCUGAUGGGACCUGUAAACCUACAGAUGAGAAAGAGGAGACUGUCGCAGCAGAAGUGGGCUGGAUGACCUCUGUGAAAGACUGGGCAGGAGUGAUGAUAUCUGCCCAGACUCUAACUGGCAGAGUCCUUGUUGUCUUAGUCUUUGCUCUUAGUAUUGGUGCUCUUGUAAUAUACUUCAUAGAUUCGUCAAACCCAAUAGAAUCCUGCCAGAAUUUCUACAAAGAUUUCACGUUACAGAUAGACAUGGCUUUCAACGUGUUCUUCCUACUCUACUUCGGCUUGCGUUUCAUUGCAGCCAAUGACAAGCUGUGGUUCUGGCUGGAAGUUAACUCGGUAGUAGAUUUCUUCACAGUCCCUCCAGUGUUUGUGUCAGUGUAUUUAAACAGAAGUUGGCUUGGUUUAAGAUUUUUAAGAGCCCUUAGACUGAUACAGUUUUCAGAAAUUUUGCAGUUUCUGAAUAUCCUAAAAACAAGUAAUUCCAUCAAGCUGGUGAAUCUGUGCUCUAUAUUUAUCAGCACAUGGCUGACAGCAGCUGGGUUCAUACAUUUGGUGGAGAACUCAGGGGAUCCAUGGGAAAAUUUCCAAAAUAACCAACCACUUACAUAUUGGGAAUGUGUUUAUUUACUAAUGGUUACAAUGUCCACUGUUGGCUAUGGAGAUGUUUAUGCAAAAACAACCCUUGGUCGCCUUUUCAUGGUCUUCUUCAUCCUCGGGGGAUUGGCCAUGUUUGCCAGCUACGUCCCUGAAAUCAUAGAGUUAAUAGGAAACCGCAAGAAAUAUGGUGGUUCCUAUAGUGCGGUUAGUGGAAGAAAGCACAUAGUUGUCUGUGGUCACAUAACACUUGAAAGUGUGUCCAACUUCCUGAAGGACUUCCUGCACAAGGACAGGGAUGAUGUGAACGUGGAAAUCGUCUUUCUGCAUAAUAUCUCCCCUAACCUUGAGCUGGAAGCUCUUUUUAAACGACACUUCACUCAGGUGGAAUUCUAUCAGGGUUCAGUUCUCAAUCCGCAUGACCUGGCGAGAGUAAAGAUAGAGUCAGCAGAUGCAUGCCUAAUCCUUGCCAAUAAAUACUGCGCUGACCCAGAUGCUGAAGAUGCCUCCAAUAUUAUGAGAGUAAUUUCCAUAAAGAAUUACCAUCCGAAGAUAAGAAUUAUCACUCAGAUGCUGCAGUAUCAUAACAAGGCCCAUCUGCUAAAUAUCCCAAGCUGGAAUUGGAAAGAAGGGGAUGACGCAAUCUGUCUUGCUGAACUCAAGCUGGGUUUCAUAGCCCAGAGCUGCCUGGCACCGGGCCUCUCGACAAUGCUAGCCAACCUCUUCUCUAUGAGGUCAUUCAUAAAGAUUGAGGAGGAUACGUGGCAGAAAUACUAUCUAGAAGGAGUCUCAAAUGAAAUGUAUACAGAAUAUCUAUCUAGUGCCUUUGUGGGUCUGUCUUUCCCUGCAGUUUGUGAACUGGUGUUUGCAAAGCUAAAGCUCUUAAUGAUAGCCAUAGAAUACAAGUCAGAAAAACGGGAAAGCAGAAGCCGAAAGCGUAUAUUAAUCAAUCCUGGAAACCAUGUCAAGAUUCAAGAAGGUACUUUAGGAUUCUUCAUUGCAAGUGAUGCCAAAGAAGUGAAAAGGGCAUUUUUUUACUGCAAGGCCUGUCAUGAUGACAUCACGGAUCCCAAAAGGAUAAAAAAAUGUGGCUGCAAACGGCUGAUCUAUUCCAAGAUGUCCAUCUACAAGAGAAUGAAACUGGCAUGUUGUUUUGAUUGCGGACGCUCUGAGCGUGACUGCUCUUGCAUGUCAGGCAGUGUACAUAGUAACAUGGACACCCUUGAGAGAGCCUUCCCACUUUCUUCUGUCUCUGUUAAUGAUUGCUCCACCAGUUUACGUGCCUUUGAAGAUGAACAUCCGUCGACACUGUCACCCAAAAAAAAGCAGCGAAAUGGAGGCAUGAGAAAUUCACCCAACUCCUCGCCCAAACUGAUGAGGCAUGACCCCUUGUUAAUUCCCGGCAAUGAGCAGAUUGACAACAUGGAUGCCAGUGUGAAAAAAUAUGACUCCACGGGGAUGUUUCAUUGGUGUCCAGGAAAGGACAUUGAAAAGGUCAUUUUGACCCGGAGUGAAGCAGCGAUGACAGUUUUAAGUGGUCAUGUGGUCGUUUGCAUAUUUGGGGAUGCUAAGUCUGCAUUGAUUGGAGUAAGAAAUCUAGUGAUGCCAUUACGAGCCAGCAACUUUCACUACCAUGAACUCAAGCACAUUGUGUUUGUGGGUUCACUUGAAUAUCUGAAAAGGGAAUGGGAGACGCUGCAUAACUUCCCCAAGGUUUCAAUCUUGCCUGGUACGCCAUUAAGUCGGGCUGAUUUAAGGGCUGUCAACAUCAACCUCUGCGACAUGUGCGUUAUCCUGUCAGCCAAUCAGAAUAAUAUUGAUGAUGCUUCGCUGCAGGACAAGGAAUGCAUCUUGGCGUCACUCAACAUCAAAUCUAUGCAGUUUGAUGACAGCAUUGGGGUCUUGCAGGCUAAUUCCCAAGGGUUUACACCACCAGGAAUGGAUAGGUCAUCUCCAGACAACAGUCCAGUCCAUGGUCUGUUACGUCAACCCUCAAUCACAACAGGAGCCAACAUACCUAUUAUAACAGAGCUAGCUAAGCCUGGCAAACUUCUGCCUUUGGUUUCAAUCAGUCAGGAAAAAAACAGUGGAACCCACAUACUAAUGAUAACUGAACUGGUAAACGAUUCAAACGUUCAGUUUUUGGACCAAGAUGAUGACGACGACCCAGACACAGAAUUGUAUCUUACACAGCCAUUUGCAUGUGGAACCGCAUUCGCCGUCAGUGUAUUGGACUCCCUCAUGAGCGCUACAUACUUCAAUGACAAUAUCCUCACACUGAUACGGACGUUGGUAACAGGAGGAGCCACACCAGAGCUGGAAGCGCUGAUUGCUGAGGAGAAUGCACUGAGAGGAGGCUACAGCACGCCCCAGACACUUGCAAACAGAGACAGGUGUCGAGUUGCUCAGUUGGCUUUGUAUGAUGGGCCAUUUGCAGACCUAGGGGAUGGUGGUUGUUAUGGAGAUCUGUUUUGUAAAGCACUGAAAACAUACAAUAUGCUUUGUUUUGGAAUUUACCGAUUGAGAGAUGCACAUCUAAGCACACCUAGCCAAUGCACUAAACGCUAUGUUAUCACAAACCCACCCUAUGAGUUUGAGCUUGUGCCCACAGACUUGAUCUUCUGUUUGAUGCAAUUUGACCACAAUGCUGGCCAGUCCCGGGCCAGUCUCUCUCAUUCCUCCCAUUCUUCGUACUCCUCCAGCAAAAAGAGCUCAUCGGUUCAUUCUAUCCCAUCGACAGCAAACCGACAGAACCGCACCAAGACUCGGGACUCCCGGGAAAAACAGAAUGCAACAAGGAUGAAUAGAAUGGGCCAAGCAGAAAAGAAAUGGUUUACAGAUGAGCCGGAUAAUGCAUAUCCCAGAAACAUUCAAAUCAAGCCCAUGAGCACUCACAUGGCCAAUCAGAUCAAUCAGUAUAAAUCUACAAGCAGCUUGAUACCACCAAUCAGAGAAGUUGAAGAUGAAUGUUGACUCACAGGAGGCCAGAACUAUUUUUUUAAAAGCCUGACAAACUUCAUGAAUGGUGAUGUGACAUUUAUUUCUCUUACAUGCCGACCCACUGGUGGAAAAGUUAUGAAGGGCGAGUGUUAUGGAAAACUAAAGUAGACAGAUCUUUGUUUGUCUGCCUUUAAUAUUGCUUCCAUGUAUUUUGGAAACUAUUUCAUUUAUAAAUGAACAUAAUCAAAAAUAGUCAUGUAUAGCCUCUAGCAUUUUAAAUUAUUUUUAUUUAUUAGAAAGAAAAUAUAUUUUUCUUUUUUUCAUUGUCAGGUUUUUUUCCCCCCUUAAAACAGCUGCAUAUAUGGCCAGACUCCUAAAAAAAAAUUUUUUUAAAUCUGCUCUUGCUAUCUCUCAUCUUUGAGGAGAAUGAUGGUCACAAUUAUGACGAAAUGUAACCAAGGGAGAUAAAUAAUAUAUUAAAAAAUACAAGAUCCAACUUGUAUUUUAAUAAAUCUAAAAAAAGAAAAAAAGAACAGUUCACCAACAUGUUUCUUUACUGGAGACUAUGUAUUUUGUUCAGCAUUGACACCAGCUCUUAAUAAACUGAAACAUAUUUAUUUUCAAAGCUGAAAGUCAUAUUUUUGUAGAAUUAACAUUCUUUCUGAACUAUUCAUCGUUUUAUUACCAUAUACAGCAAAGACCUUCCUAACGAUCAUCUUAAGCACCGGUAAAUUUAAGGUCCAAAACAACCAAAACCAUGCAUUGGUAACUUUCUAUGACAAUAGGGUAGUGAACAUUAGUGUAAAACAAAGGGCAUGCAGAUAAGAUGCUCAUAAUGGCACUUUCUUAUAGGUUGCAAAAUGUGCAAUUCUGCUUUGCUUCAUGUUGCAUAUUAUCAAUCAGCACUUGCCGACUCAUGGAGUUCAACCUUGGAAAAUCCUCUUCUUUUGCCAGGUUUCUGAGUAUUUUAAUGCAGGGUGUCUAAACAGUGCAUCAGAUCAUGAUAUUCUAAACUCACUCAUCUACUAUAUUUAACUGAGUUCUUGUUUAAAACUACUGGAGUUGGGCCUGAACCAAACUUUAUCUGAGCCAAACACUCCUUGAAAUGUGGCAAAGUUUGGGUCCAUAGCACAAUUUUGCUGAUGGCCCAUGUUUCAGCAACAGAUAGAAUCAAACGCCCAGCUCUGAGCACACCUGCACUUUAGGUGAGUUCAGAUCAGGGUACAAACUCUGCAGCUCAGGCUCAUGUCUACAGUGUCUCAACUUGUUCUUGCCAGUUCAUUUCUGUAAAAAUCUUUUAAAUGUUAUUGUUUGCUUAUUUCUUUAAGUUGCUGGGACUCCACUCAUAAAGGUCCAGUGAUAACCAAAACAAAACAAAAGCAAUGAAUGUAUUUAAUAUGAUAACUUACAAAAAGCCGUUGAAAAGCUGCCUACAGUGAAAUCAAUUGUAUCAGCAGUUUCACAAAGUGGCCAACAAGCUUUAUAGCCAUCAGACAAAAUUGUGAUGUUUCAUAUCUGUGCUGCAGUAUGUAUUCACCCAGGCAUUUGAUGUUCUAAGCGAUUUAGCAACUCUCUCAAUUUCAAAUUAACAUUUGAUACAACUGGAUGAAAGAAUGAGCUACUGAGGAUAAAAAAGGCCCCGCAGGAAAAGAAAGGUAGGGUCCCAUUGCGCAAGUUAAUUUUAGGCUUUGUACUUUUGCAGAGUUGUAAAAAACCAAGAUAAAACAUACUGUGGCACUAUUAUCAUUAGAGAAAUAUCAGUGAGUCAGACACAUACAGAGCAGAUGAAUUUACUGUGGAAAAAACCGUCCACUAUAUAAUCCAACAUUUAAGCUAAACUAUCUCAGCUUCAAUGUUUGUUCACUGGCUGCAGUACAAAUGUAACCAUAAUGCCACCUAAACAGGCUUUAUUCUGGAGUGACUUUUUGGACUGUGACUACUUUGUUGUUACAUUUUGUAGAUUAGCUAUUUUAAAAAAAAAUUAACAAGAAUUGUGAAUAUAAUGUAUGUAAAAUUGGAUUGUUUAAAAAUAUUUAUAAUCACUAUCCUAUGAAGAAACAAAAUAACUUGAGCAGUUUUUAUUAAUAUUUAACCCAUUUCGCAAUACCCAAAAUAAAGGAAGAAUCUGGUGGUUUUGAUUUGUUACCACUUUAGCUAAUGGCAGGCUAUAAUUUGCAUUCUGGUUUUGCAUUGGGUCACUUUAAACCUUUCCUUUAAAGUCAGUACUCCUUUUUCAUUCAUGAACUGCAAUAAUUUUAUUACCACAGUAAAAAGUUGGCCUCAAUCCCAAUAGAAUUGUUGAAAUUUGUGUCAAUCUUAGCCAAAUACAUUUGAUUUUUAUAGGUCACUUUUUUAUGGCAGGCAUAGGAAAUUAUUUCUGUAACAUUCAACUUAAGAGUACUUAAAAUUAUUGUGCACAGUGCCAUUUCUUAGCAUCCUUCCUUUCAAUAAAAACUUUAUCAUAUACAUGAGAAUAAAAAAAACCCCACCAACAUUGCCAAGGCCUGUAUGUCUGUGUCUGCUGUUGAACUAAUACCCAGUGUGACUGCCACUAUAACGAAGUCUUGGGCAACACAAGACCCAGAUCUAUUAAUACAGCUAACAGCCAUAGCAUCCAUGUAUACAAACAGAUGUGGGGGCUGUAAAUAAUUAACAACAAACAUUUCCUCCUCUUUCCUUUGAUUACUAAAGAGUUUUUGAGGCAAAGGUCUGGAUUUGGUAAGUUUUUGACAGACGUAGAACACCUGGGGCAGAGGUGAACUGUCGUACAUAUACAGUAUACUGUAUUCAGUAGAACCAUGUAUAGUUAAUUAUAUGGAGGACAGGAAAGUUCCAGUUUUUAGAUCUUUUGCAAUUAAAAACAAUGGUCAAAUGGAGGCAAUGUGUGUGCAUCUGAAAGCUCUGUCCUCUAUACCCAUCCUGGGUCUGUCCUGUCAUUUAUUCAGUGCAGUAAUUAGAGUUGGGACAGGUCUAUUAAAUCUAUCCCUCUGCCAUGACAAGAUGUAGUCCCCCGAUAUAGGAUGUAUCAAAUACUGAACUGAUAAUUCAUUGGUCAAAAGGCCAUGAAGCUGCAAUACAAUCUGUGUAUGUGUGCAUGCGUACAUGUGUGUGUGUCAGUCAUCAGGGCCCCUCAAGCAAAGUGACUACUGGAAUGUCACAGGGCCUAAUUCUCAUUUGAGACAGACACGCCCAACUCGUGCUUUCUUGAAUGGGAGCCCAGUGCACCUGGCUAAGGGCAGAGAGAUAGAUCGGAAUCACUGAAGGUGUUGUUCACCCUGCUGCAGAGGGCUAGCAAAAAAGCUCUCAGAACUACUUAAGCCCUGCACCAGGGGAGCAGCUGCAUCUCUACAUUAGCAGGGACAUAGGGAGAAGGCCACAUGAUCUGCAGUAAUGAGGACCCAGAGCAAACCUACCAAGCCACACAAGUUGCAUGGAGGAGCUGAUGUCUCUAUUCCAGCCCUGAGGCUGGAGAAGCAGCUGCAGGUGGGUAGGCGGACUGCACCAGCCCACGUUGAAGGUGAGGGUGAAUUUUGUCUUAUCCCAACUGACGGUAUAGUCAGCCAAAUAAAGCCCUAUGACUCAGGCUUUAUGCAUGUGACACCAUGUGACAGGAAUUUUUCACCCUUAAGGAAAUAGAUGACUGGAUAAAUGAGGCAUGCUGGUUUAUAAGGGAGACACCUUUUCCUCUCCACACACAUCUUGGUAAUGUGCAAUGAUGCGGAAGGAAGUAAAGAAAAAUAUAUUAUAUUUUAAAUGAAGUUUUGAUAAAAUAUUACAUUUCUAAAAAUUUGCCAGAUGACAACUUGGGUCUUUUAAGCGUCUGAAGUACAUAGAGAAAAAACAAAUGAAACAAGCAAACUCUAUUUGUGAAAUAGCCCUUAGGAAUUUUGCAAUAAUCGGAUGCAUAAAUUACUGCACAACAAGAGCAAUAACUUACAAAUAGUAAUUAUGCAUGUUUUCACUGCCUGUUUGCAUAUUAUACAAUCCAUAGCUAUGUUAGCUAUGGCCCCAUUAUAGAUAUCCCAGUCUCAACGUUACUGUACAAAGCCAUACCUCCUUAACUGGAAUCACAUUGACAACGGCUUCAAGAAGCCAACGAGUUUUGAAAUAAACUUGUAUUCAAUGUUCUAGCAAGUAUUACUGCACAUUCCCCUACCCUGAUAUAAGUUAAUGUCCCUGCUUUGUUUCUAUUUUUUUAAAUUAUGUUCUGAAAGCAAAACAAAUAAAGGGAAGGGAGGGAGGGUGCGUGCAAAGGCUUUUAGAGUGCUUUGCAUGGCCCACAUAGCUUUCAUUGGUUUGGGCAGGAAACUCUUAUCAAUGUCACUGAGAGCUGUAUGGGAAAAUCUAGGGAAGAGUGUGUUUCUUAUGGUUCACAGUUUGCUAGCUCUCUUCCACAGCACCAGUCUGUAAAAUUUUGAUGCUGCUUUUAAAUCAAGUACUAAGAUAGGAGCCCAACUGGUACAUAAAAAUCCUGAUAACUAAGGCCCUGAUACAGCAAAGCAUUUAAGUGAGUAGAUAGUUCCACUGUAUUAGCCACAUUCAAGUAAAUGAGACUAUGCACUUGCUUAAAGUUAAGCACAUGCUUCGAGUCCUUUGCUGGAUCUGGGCCAAACUGAAGACAUCUUCAACCAGGUUUUUUAUAGGGUCUGUUAUAAUUUAUUUUGUGUGUUUUCAGAUCUUCAACAGAAAAAAAUGUUUUUACUUUAAAUAUGACCCACUGCAAGUCAUGGGUACGAACACAAUGUUCACAAAGGUAUAACAUAAAUAAAAUACUAGCAUAAUUCAGGUGUGUUCAGUCUGAGUGAAAUUCUCCACUGUGCAGAGUUGUCAACACAAGGCCCAUGGUACAACUUACGCUUUGAGAUGUUAAGUGCCUUGUGUUUCUCCAGGGGGGAGAAGUUCAUCCUAAAUGAGACAGGACAUUAUACUAAAAUCCAGAAAUUAGCAAGUCUGUACCUUUGCAGAAAUGUCAUAUGGUUAUAUGCUUUAAAAACCUUUGGCCACAGAGAUUUGAGACCAGUCUCAAUCUUUGCUUUCACAAGAAGUAAAAUUUACACCUACUUUUAUUUUGUACAGUGGGAUAGUUUUUUCAUCUCUUAUUUUCCUUCAAUGUGUGUUUACAAUCCCAGUUUUUAGGUCUUUUUCUGUUCAACAUAUAUAAGCUUCUUUUCCAGGUUCUCUGAUAUUUAGCAGGCAUAUUCAUUUGCAGUUUUUUCUAAUUAACAGCAUUAUGCAUACUCACACAUCUUGCACAGAAAUCUAGUGAUAUGGCACAUAAAACAAAGUAAAAACUAGCUAUUGAAUAAUCUAUAAACUGCAGUAGUCUAUAUAUCCAAAUAAACUCUAGUGGAUUAUAUACCAAAAGGAUAAGGACCUAUCUACCUAACCUAUUUUUGAACUACUAAAAAUUAUGUUUAGAGUCAGCCUUAGCAAAGAAUUAGAAUAAACCUCUUUUAUUACUUUCAGAGUAACAGCCGUGUUAGUCUGUAUUCGUAAAAAGAAAAGGAGUACUUGUGGCACCUUAGAGACUAACCAGUUUAUUUGAGCAUGAGCUUUCGUGAGCUACAGCUCACUGCAUCCGAUGAAGUGAGCUGUAGCUCACGAAAGCUCAUGCUCAAAAAAACUGGUUAGUCUCUAAGGUGCCACAAGUACUCCUUUUCUUUUUAUUACUUUGUUCCUCAUUACAGGAGUAUGAUAAAUAUCCAUACAAUACUGCCCCAUUCAUACGUCUAAUCCAGAACCUGUUGAAGUUGACAGAAGACUCCCAUUGAUUCAAUGAGCUUCAGAGGAGGCCUGCAUGAACAAAAGAAUGUAGGCACUCAGGGGCACAAGAAUAAAUGGAGAAAUUUCUGCAAUUUUUAUUGAAUUUAUUUAUUUAUUAUUUGAGACUGAAAAGUGGGUAUGGGAAGUUUUCUGGUAACCAGAAGAUGAGUUUAGGGAAUCUCACCAACAUGCCAGCUGAAAAGAAUCCUGUCCUACAUUUCUUUUAAGCAGCACUUAAAAAUCCCCGCCCCCCCCCCGGAUAUUGUUUGAGAUACAUAUGUCCAGCAACUGCAACAUCUAAAAUAUCUGCCUCAAAAAUAGUGGAAUUAAAAUUCUAAAUUCUUGUGAAAUUCAAAGUUGGCCUCUCUCCUACCCAUACCCCACAGAAAACACAUACAGUACAUAUAUAUAAUGUAUGAAAGCAUUUGCCAUUAUAACCAUUCCUUGAAAACAAUUCCUUUAAACUACCUAUGGUGUUAAGGCUUACAGUUCAGAAAGAAAAAGGAGCAUGACUUCAUCAUUUUUCUUUUUACCAAGGAUCGGUGAGAGAGAAAAAAUGCUGGUGCUCAGAAAUGAUCUACCUGACUUUGUCAUAUGUAAUAUCCAGCGAUAAAUAUAUUGUCUUGUAAAAAGGGUUUGUACAUAACUUGUACAUGGUUUCAUUUUGUAUUUUUCUCAGAUUAAAAUUUAUGUAUUUGUGUUCUAAAACAA
Messenger RNA from Chelonia mydas (Green sea turtle), 10498 nucleotides. RefSeq names its product potassium calcium-activated channel subfamily M alpha 1 (gene KCNMA1). Gene Ontology annotation, biological process: transmembrane transport; potassium ion transport. Gene Ontology annotation, cellular component: postsynaptic membrane. Gene Ontology annotation, molecular function: large conductance calcium-activated potassium channel activity. Lineage: Eukaryota; Metazoa; Chordata; Testudines; Cheloniidae. The coding region runs from base 137 to 4057 and encodes 1306 amino acids. The transcript has 33 exons. The record is from RefSeq and is a predicted model, not a curated record.